This is a messenger RNA of Diceros bicornis minor, 324 nucleotides long. RefSeq names its product defensin beta 126 (gene DEFB126). Gene Ontology annotation, cellular component: extracellular region. NCBI's taxonomy places the organism in Eukaryota, Metazoa, Chordata, Mammalia, Perissodactyla, Rhinocerotidae. Gene Ontology annotation, biological process: innate immune response. The coding region runs from base 1 to 324 and encodes 107 amino acids. The record is from RefSeq and is a predicted model, not a curated record. The transcript is spliced from 2 exons.
AUGAAGUCCCUAUUGCUCACUCUUGCACUCUUUAUGCUCCUGGUCCAGUUGGUCUCAGGUAAUUGGUAUGUGAGAAAGUGUGGAAACAAAAUUGGAAAUUGCAGGAAGAAGUGCAGAAGUGGAGAGGUGGAGAUAGAUCCUCCUACUGGGAUGUGCAGCAAAGAAAAAAUGUGCUGUAUUCUGUCUGGCAAAGAGCUUAAUCCUGCUAUCUGUGGUGAAAACGCAAAGGCCACACAUGCACCAGGAGCUUCAGGAGUAGGGACUUCACCAGCAGUGUCAGGAGAAGGGACUCUGGAAGCAAGUACUACUGGUGCUGAACAUUAG